ACACACUCCAUCGAUUCGUCGCGUACGCAUACAGUAGCCAGUAAGGGGUAUGCAAAGGUAAAGAUAAAAAUAUAACACUUGUCCGCAUUUAUUCUUAAACGUUUCACUUUCGAUUUAUGUUUUCUGGAAACAAUGCGCGCAUUUUUGGAAACAUUGAGCUCAGUCUCUUAAUCAAACGACUGAAUCGAUACUGUAGCUCAAAGGUGAUCAGUCUUUAUCCAGGGAAGUACGGUGUGGAUUAACAUAAUGUGUUCUGUGAUCAGUCUAAGUACGCUGCUGAAUGCGAUUGUUCUGUGUCUAACAAUUGUUGCCCAAUCAGAUGCCGCAUGUCCUCCGGGAAAGCACCAGUUUACGAAUUGUACAAACCCUUGUCUGGCUGGAGAGGAUACGGUAUUAUGUGAGUCUGACCGCACCGCCAGUUGUCGGCCAGAUUACUGCGGAGGCUGUAUCGCAAGAUUUCUCAACGGUGUUGGUCAAGAAGUGCAUUGUGAGACGGAAUACGGUUUCAUAUGUGAACUAAAGAGUCACACAGUCGGUUGUCUAGACAAGCCGGGAACAGUCCUCCAUGUUUCCUACGCUAACUACGGUCGGACGUCCAAAAAAGUGUGUGUCCACCCUUUUGGUCUGGAGCGUCUCCACAACACAACCACAUGUGGCUCCCCCCGAGCUCUGGGUGUACUUAGACGGCAGUGUGAAGGCCGGACACAGUGUACUCUCACAGCUGAUAAUGACCUGUUCGGAGAGGAUCCUUGCUUCGGCAUCUACAAGUACUUGGAGGUGGAGGUCGAAUGCGUCCUUCCAAAGGGAACAUCCAAGGCAGCACAAUCAUCAACGUCAUAUGGCUUUCUGAUGAUGACGUCAUUCCUUCUAGUCCUUGUCAGGAUCAACUUGGACUAUACAACAGACAUAUUACUGAUGCUCGUGGAUAUGACUCUAGCUUGAUCGAAAAAGGAACUGAUCGAAAGUUUUAUCAACGCUUUGUGUUAACUAGUUGAGUACAGUUCCGUGCUAGCUAUCGCGUCAUCGAUAUCAUAUUUUCUUAAUGGUGUAUAUACCUACAAGUUAAGUUAAGAUUUUAAUCGGUAUCAUAUGUAAAUUAUUUUAGUUUACUCUUUUAGUAUAAUUGCCUUUUGUUCGGCAGAUCCAUGUGUAGGAAACUGUUUUGGAAGCAUAAAAAUGCGCGAAAUUGCGUGACCUCAGAUGAUUUCAGUGAAUGGAGAAAAUGACGGAGAAAAUGACAAUGAUCUGGCGUCAAUAAAGAUGUGGAAGACUUU
Messenger RNA from Mizuhopecten yessoensis (Yesso scallop), 1274 nucleotides. Its product is annotated as L-rhamnose-binding lectin CSL3-like. Gene Ontology annotation, molecular function: carbohydrate binding. Lineage: Eukaryota; Metazoa; Mollusca; Bivalvia; Pectinida; Pectinidae. The record is from RefSeq and is a predicted model, not a curated record. The transcript is spliced from 4 exons. The coding region runs from base 247 to 942 and encodes 231 amino acids.